UAUCAGAUGCCAAUGUUUCAAUAAAACUGUCUUCCCAGAAAACUAACAACACAAUCAUGUCAAGACGGAUUGAGGAACUUACAGCCAAUUACACCAGAGUUAAAGAACGUCUCCACAUCAACAAUAUCAUAGUGAGAAAUACUGAGGAACUUACAGCCAACUACACCAGAGUUAGAGAACGACUGUGCAUUUAUGAAGCCGAGUCUUUGAACUGUGACAUGAGCUGGAAAGCUUUCAAUGGAAAGUUGUACUUCUUCAGCUCUACUAAAAUGGACUGGUCAAGGAGCCGUGCUUUCUGUGUUUCAAAAGGAGGUGAUCUGGUCACCAUAACCAGCCAAACAGAACAGGAGUUUCUGGCUUCUAAAAUUAAAGAAUGGUACUGGAUUGGUCUCAAUGAUCUGGAAACUGAAGGACACUGGGUUUGGGUGAAUAACCAAACUCUCAGUGAAACUGGAGUACAGUUUUGGUACAAGAGAAAAUCUUGGAAAAGUGAACCUGAUAACUGGAAAGCAGAGGAUCCUACUGGAGAAAACUGUGGAAUUGUGAAAAAUUGUUUCACAUAUUUAGAAAAUUGGUUUGAUGUUUCUUGCAAUUAUGAGAUUAGGUUUAUCUGUGAGAAAAAAUAAUAAUUUACCUCCAUCAGUGGUACUCAGAAAACAAGGCUUUUUUAAAUUUGCCAGCCUGAUCUCACUGUAAUUCAUACAUAUUUUACGAGAUGGCUAAUUUGUGCUAAAUCAUAUAUAUUUUACGAGGUGCACAAUUUCCUAUGAAUUUGUACGAAUGGCCUACACCUAAC
Messenger RNA from Carassius auratus (goldfish), 796 nucleotides. Its product is annotated as C-type lectin domain family 4 member F-like. The coding region runs from base 57 to 626 and encodes 189 amino acids. The transcript has 6 exons. The record is from RefSeq and is a predicted model, not a curated record. NCBI's taxonomy places the organism in Eukaryota, Metazoa, Chordata, Actinopteri, Cypriniformes, Cyprinidae.